This is a messenger RNA of Polypterus senegalus (gray bichir), 3119 nucleotides long. RefSeq names its product v-akt murine thymoma viral oncogene homolog 2 (gene akt2). Lineage: Eukaryota; Metazoa; Chordata; Cladistia; Polypteriformes; Polypteridae. The transcript has 14 exons. The record is from RefSeq and is a predicted model, not a curated record. Gene Ontology annotation, molecular function: protein serine/threonine kinase activity; ATP binding. Gene Ontology annotation, biological process: protein phosphorylation. The coding region runs from base 446 to 1900 and encodes 484 amino acids.
AACAAGACGACCGCCAGCAAAGCCGAAGCGCAUCUCCGGGCGGCGUGAGGGGGGGUUCACCCGGCCGGACCCUUCCGCCUCACAGUUUGAGAGUACGGCUCGAGGUUUUGGGUUUGUUUACUUUGCACUUUUUCAUCCAGUAAACUGCCGUAUUCCCAUAUUGACCGGGUGGACUAAAGUGGAAUGUGAAGAUGAACGGACAGAAAAGCACAUCGGCGUUCUUCACAGUUGAUGUCUAGAUAGCAGAAAUAAUAACGCCUAAAACGACGGAUUGCGAAAACUUGAUGAAAAUUAGCGAGAAUGAGAUCGUGAGUGACACGAAAACAUGAUUUCCUGAAGACGCAACGUAAAGAUUCCUUCCUUUCCAAAUCUUGUGAAAAGGGGGAGCAGCAGGUGACGGGCGACUGAUUGCAUUUAGCAAGCAUUCAGACACCACGGACACAGUAUGAACGAAGUGACAUUGGUCAAGGAGGGAUGGCUUCAUAAAAGAGGAGAGUAUAUUAAAACGUGGAGACCACGCUAUUUUCUUUUAAAGAGUGACGGCUCCUUCAUUGGCUACAAAGAAAAACCAGAGACGUCGGACCAUGGGUUGCCUCCUUUAAACAAUUUUUCAGUAGCAGAAUGUCAGUUAAUGAAGACAGAGCGACCAAGGCCAAACACAUUUGUGAUUCGUUGCCUACAGUGGACGACGGUCAUUGAAAGAACCUUUCAUGUGGACACCCCUGAUGAAAGGGAAGAAUGGAUGCGGGUCAUCCAGGCAGUGGCCAACAGCCUGAAAAACCGAGAGCCAGCAGAAGAGCCAAUGGAUUUCAAAUUUGUCUCCCCGAAUGAGAGCAGUGAAGCCGAGGAAAUGGAGACGGUUGUUAGCAAAUCCCGCUCUAAAGUAGCUCAGACAAUGAGUGACUUUGACUACCUGAAGCUAUUAGGCAAAGGAACCUUUGGAAAAGUCAUCCUGGUUAAAGAGAAAGCUACUGGAAUGUAUUAUGCUAUGAAGAUCCUAAGGAAAGAAGUUAUCAUUGCUAAGGAUGAAGUUGCACAUACAGUCACUGAGAGUAGAGUUCUUCAGAACACAAGGCACCCUUUUCUAACUACACUAAAGUAUGCUUUCCAGACACAUGACAGACUUUGUUUUGUGAUGGAAUAUGCCAAUGGUGGAGAGCUCUUCUUUCACCUUUCAAGAGAACGUGUUUUUACUGAAGAUCGUGCUCGUUUCUAUGGGGCUGAGAUUGUGUCUGCUCUAGAGUACCUGCAUUCAAGAGAUGUUGUCUACAGAGACCUUAAGCUUGAGAAUUUGAUGUUGGACAAAGAUGGCCACAUUAAGAUUACAGACUUUGGCCUUUGUAAAGAAGGCAUUACAGAUGGAGCCACGAUGAAGACUUUCUGUGGAACCCCAGAGUACCUUGCCCCUGAGGUGUUGGAAGACAAUGAUUAUGGCCGUGCAGUAGACUGGUGGGGGCUAGGUGUGGUCAUGUAUGAAAUGAUGUGUGGUCGGCUUCCCUUUUACAACCAAGACCAUGAGCGACUCUUCGAGCUUAUUCUUAUGGAGGAAAUACGCUUCCCAAGAAACCUCUCUCCUGAAGCGAAAUCUCUUUUGGCUGGAUUGCUUAAGAAGGACCCCAAACAAAGAUUGGGAGGCGGGCCAGAUGAUGCCAAGGAGGUGAUGAACCACAAGUUCUUUACUGCAAUCAACUGGCAGGAUGUGAUUCUAAAAAAGCUUGUACCCCUUUUCAAACCUCAGGUGACAUCUGAAACAGACACCAGAUAUUUUGAUGAAGAAUUCACCGCCCAGACCAUAACAGUUACGCCACCAGACAGAUAUGACAGCUUGGACUCCGAAGAUUCUGAUCAGCCAACCCAUUUUCCUCAGUUCUCCUACUCUGCCAGUAGUAUACGAGAGUGACCUUCUGGAUUUUAGUGUACUCUAGCAGGGAGAGAUAAGCGGAGAGACAAAUUUCAGAACAACAGAUAACCUUGUCAUCACAAAAGACACGGGGAGAGACUGACAGUGUUCUUGGGACACCUUGUGUCCUCAACCCUGCCUUAAUUGGUACUACACUAAAAGCAAAUAAGAAAAAGUGACGCUGAUAAAAAUGCAUACGUAAACCGUAAGACUGCUGGAAAUACAGCCAAAAAACUGCAUACUGGAAAGUAAUUGUUCUUUGUUUAAGAAAUUUUUCUGAUUGUUACAGAUUUUUGAAGCCAUAUUCAAUUUAAUACAAGUGCUCUUUGUUCCUUCUUGUUUGGCAAAACCAGCUGCUACCUGUCGAAUGGUAGCAUUUCUAAUAGGAAAAGAAUGGCUGAGAUUCACAAGGAUGCCUCUGUGAAUGUAAUGGCCGCUUAUAAUUUUCCCCUCUUGCUUAAUAGUGAAACAGAAAGCAGGAGAAUGACUUCUAUUAGAACAAAUCAGGGUAUGCAUAAAAUUCAUAGAUCCUUCCCCAUCCUCUUUUCAUCUAAUCAAAGUCUAAGCAAUAGUCUGGUUGCAAUAAGUGAACUAAAAAGAACAGCUUGACAUCACUGAGGUUUAAAAAAAAAAAAAAUACAUAAAAAUCCUAAAAGAUGUUCUGACACAUUUUGUAGGGUUUUAUGCAUAUCCCUAUGGAGGAGGUAACCUCCAUUUUUUGUUUUGUUUUUUAUAUACACAAGACAAAUCAACCAGAAUUUCAAUGGUUUAAAACAAAAAAUACUUUGUAUAAACUACAAGAAGAUAUUGUAAAUGGGUUGAAAUGUCUAUUACUUGUGACAGUAGUUUAAUGUCACGAAUGUAUCUCUUUUGGGAAUCUUCUAAACUGGUAUGUAAUAGUGGGGAGGGUGGGAGGGGCUUGAACUUGUAAAUGUAAGUCAUCAGAUAUGUAGGGCUUUUUUUUUAUUAUUGUAUUGUUAAUAGCCCUGUUUGGGUAUCUCAUUUUUGAAACCAUGAUUAAGGUUACCUUACACACGGGUGUAAUUUUUGCAUCCGAUUGUACUGAAUUAUCUGUUACAGAAAUCGGUCAUUAAUAAGACACCUUUCUUCUAAAUGUUAUCCCUUUAAUUAGUAUUCUUUUCAGAGUACCCUUUCAUUGAAAAAUUAAUAAUGACUGGACAGGUUUAUAAAAAAAAAAAAAAAGACAAGUUGCCCCCUG